GCAGUUGUGGCAGCACGAAAAGGGAGAGUUUGCCAGAAGCACCAGGAGCCGCUGAAGCUCUUCUGCAAGGACGAUCAAGCCCUUAUCUGUGUGGUCUGUGACCGAUCCAAGGAGCACAGGGAUCACGAGACCCUUCCUCUUGAGGAGGCCUCCCAAGAGUACAAGGAUCAGUUCUGCAGCCGUCUGGAGAGUCUGAAGAAGAAGAGAGAAAGAAUUGUGGCAUCUAGAGAAGAUGUAGAGAAGGAAAGCCAAGACCUGCUC
Molecule: messenger RNA, 261 nt
Organism: Gekko japonicus
Lineage: Eukaryota; Metazoa; Chordata; Lepidosauria; Squamata; Gekkonidae
Product: tripartite motif-containing protein 7-like
Exons: 2
Molecular function (GO): zinc ion binding
Source: RefSeq, a predicted model, not a curated record